Messenger RNA from Pyricularia oryzae 70-15, 234 nucleotides. RefSeq lists its product as uncharacterized. The transcript has 2 exons. The coding region runs from base 1 to 234 and encodes 77 amino acids. The record is from RefSeq and is a predicted model, not a curated record. NCBI's taxonomy places the organism in Eukaryota, Fungi, Ascomycota, Sordariomycetes, Magnaporthales, Pyriculariaceae.
AUGCCGGAAACUGUUGUGCUCUUGGCGCUGUCACUCAAGCACCUUGCAGUGUGCACGUGUCCUACCAAACCCCACACUCCGCUCCUGUCCGGAACUAAGGGUCGUACGAGCGUUGCCACUAGCUCAGCAAAUGAUCUAUAUAAUAAUAGGUGCAGCUUGUUAAAAGGUGUCCAGCGUUUUGGCGUUGUCAGGUCGUUUAUCGGCGCUGUCUUGUCCUUCCUCUCACCUAGGUGA